Messenger RNA from Andrographis paniculata, 1838 nucleotides. Its product is annotated as glycerol-3-phosphate acyltransferase RAM2-like. Gene Ontology annotation, molecular function: phosphatase activity; glycerol-3-phosphate 2-O-acyltransferase activity. The transcript has 2 exons. The coding region runs from base 22 to 1569 and encodes 515 amino acids. Lineage: Eukaryota; Viridiplantae; Streptophyta; Magnoliopsida; Lamiales; Acanthaceae. The record is from RefSeq and is a predicted model, not a curated record. Gene Ontology annotation, cellular component: membrane. Gene Ontology annotation, biological process: cutin biosynthetic process.
UUCGAUAUUUUCUCAUUCAACAUGGCCGUGUUCAGAAAGCGUUCUUUUAGCAAAAUCCCGACAAUUUACCAAUGCGAUUCAAAUGGUCGCAAAAACCACACAGUUGCGGCCGACUUUGAUGGAACCCUCCUAGUUGGGCAUAGUUCUUUUCCCUACUUCGCAUUGGUCGCAUUCGACGUUGGAGGGAUCUUUAGGCUAUUUUUAUUGCUCGUGAUUUCCCCGUUGGCGGGGCUUUUGUACCAUUUGGUAUCCGAGUCCGCGGGAAUUCAAUUGCUCAUAUUCACGACAUUUGUCGGGGUACGAGUAUCUAUGAUCAAGUCGGCCGCGAGCGCGGUCUUGCCAAAGCAUUACUCGGAAGACUUGCAUCCGGAGACUUGGCGUGUGUUUUCUUCUUGUGGGAAAAAAUUUGUGGUCACGGCGAAUCCUAGAAUUAUGGUCGAACCCUUUUUGAAAAAUUAUUUGGGCGUCGAUGGUGUUUUGGGUACGGAGAUUUUGUCGUAUAAGGGCAUUGCAACGGGCCUUGUGGCUAAGCCCGGCGUGCUUGUUGGUGAGAACAAAGCGAUUGCACUUAAAAAGACUUUUGGCGCCGGAUUGAUGCCGGAAAUUGGAAUUGGUGAUCGGAGCACGGAUUUUCCGUUCAUGAAAAUGUGCAAGGAAAGAUACAUUGUGCCAUCAUCAAAUGGAAAGAUCGAACCUUUGAAAUCCAAUCUCCUCCCAAAACAAGUUAUCUUUCACGAUGGUCGAUUAGUACAAAAACCUACUCCAUUAAUGGCGUUACUUAUCCUCGUCUGGUUUCCAAUUGGCAUCACAGUAUCCAUCUGUCGAGUCCUCGUCGGCUCGCUCUCUCCCAUAUCGAAACUUCAAAAGAACAUACGCCCUCUUGGGUGCCCGAUUGUCGCUAAAAACCUCCCGUCUCUCGGCUCCGACCACUCCUCGCGAAAAAAGGGCGUCGUGUUCGUAUGCUCUCACCGGACCGUAUUGGACGCCGUGUGCGUCUCCGCUUGCUUAGGCCGGAUGACGACGACGAUAUCGUAUUCGGUCCCUAGCUUCACCGAGUUCCUCUCUCCGAUCGAAACCGCGAAGCUCACUCGCGAUCGCGCCAAGGAUGCCAAAUUGAUCGAGAGGAUUUUGAACGAGGGUAGGGAUUUGGUGAUGUGCCCUGAGGGGACGACGUGCCGGGAACCCUAUUUGCUUAGGUUUUCGUCGUUGUUCGCUGAGCUCUCCGAUGAGAUCGUGCCGGUGGCCAUUGACGUGCGGACGAGCAUGUUCCAUGGGACGACGGCGCGGGGGCACAAAUGGUUGGACCCUUUCUUCUUGUACAUGAACCCUAGGCCGGUUUAUCAAAUCAUGUUUCUCGACAAGUUGGCGCGCGAUCAAACGUGCGUCGCCGGGAGAUCUAGCCACGAAGUUGCGAAUCGUGUUCAAGAAAUGGUUGCGAGGGUUUUGAACUAUGAAUGCACGAAUCUUACGAGGAAGGAUAAGUAUCGAGCGUUGGCCGGAACGGAUGGCCUCGUCGGACAAAAGCCGACGGUGGCGGCACGGUCGCCGGCCGGAGAAUUUUCCGGUUGAGAAGGGGUUUAUGUUACUUACUUGCUUUUGUAUGGUUAAGUUUGUUCUUACUUGUCUAGCCUUUUUGGAACAUUUGGGAUUUGGAUGUUUGGUACAAAUUAAAUAAAAGUGAUGUGUUGUUAUAUUGUAGGGUUUUGAUGUUAUGACUUUGGACUAUGUUUUCAGUGACUUCAUAUCCUAUGCUGAUUCAGCCAAAUCAACUUGUUAAUUUGAUUAGGUCAGUAUAUAUUAUAUGGGUGAUUUAACGUAUGUUUAUACAUAUCUUAAUA